This is a messenger RNA of Arabidopsis lyrata subsp. lyrata, 1030 nucleotides long. RefSeq names its product methylesterase 9. Bases 173 to 943 code for a protein of 256 amino acids. NCBI's taxonomy places the organism in Eukaryota, Viridiplantae, Streptophyta, Magnoliopsida, Brassicales, Brassicaceae. The transcript has 3 exons. Gene Ontology annotation, biological process: jasmonic acid metabolic process; salicylic acid metabolic process. The record is from RefSeq and is a predicted model, not a curated record. Gene Ontology annotation, molecular function: methyl salicylate esterase activity; methyl jasmonate esterase activity; methyl indole-3-acetate esterase activity.
UAUUCAUUCAAAAAUUCUAAAAGUAGAUAGAUAUAGCCACGAAACAGAGUGGUUGACUGACAAUAACGAAGAAAGAAUCCAGAACCGAAAUCUAUAACACAAAGACAUUUUAAAGCAAAACACUCACGAAAUAAAAGAAAGCAACACACUCACGAAAGAAGAAACAGAGAGGAUGAAGCAUUAUGUGCUUGUUCACGGAGGCUGCCACGGCGCGUGGUGCUGGUACAAGGUGAAGCCGAUUCUGGAACAUUCCGGUCACCGUGUCACGGUUCUUGAUCUGACGGCGUCUGGUGUGAACGUGAGCAGAGUAGAAGAUAUUCAGACUUUGGAGGAUUACGCUAAACCGUUGCUUGAGGUUCUUGAAUCGUUUGGCUCGGAUGAUAAAGUAAUCCUCGUCGCGCAUAGCCUUGGAGGAAUACCAGCUGCUCUUGCAGCCGACAUGUUUCCUAGUAAAAUCUCUGUUGCUGUCUUCGUUACUUCUUUUAUGCCCGACACAACGAAUCCACCUUCUUACGUAUUCGAAAAGCUUAUCGGGAGCAUUACAGAAGAAGAACGUAUGGAUCUCGAGUUGGGGAGCUAUGGAACAAGUGAACAUCCUCUAAUGACUGCUUUUCUUGGACCUAACUACUUAAAGAAUAUGUAUCUACUUUCUCCUAUCGAAGAUUAUGAAUUGGCCAAAAUGUUGAUGAGAGUUGCACCGGCUAUUACUAGUAACCUUACGGGGACUAAAAGCUUAACGGAACAAGGAUAUGGAUCGAUUAGUCGUGUGUAUAUUGUAUGCGGAGAAGAUAAAGGUAUAAGUGUAGAUUUCCAACGAUGGAUGAUCGAGAACUCUCCGGUUAAAGAAGUGAUGGAGAUCAAUGAUGCAGAUCAUAUGCCUAUGUUUUCCAAGCCUCAUGAACUCUGUGAUCGUCUUCUAAAGAUUGCUGAUAAAUAUGCGUAAGCAAGACUAUGUAUUAAUACCCUAUACCAAUAAUUUUCAUUGGAAUAAGAUUUUUGAAAACAAAAAUAAAAUAAAAAUUCAAAACAA